AUACUGAGUCAUGCAACCCUUAUGCAAUUCUGAUGGCAUAUGUAUUUGUUUUUAUUUUGAAAUUAUGUUUCGGAUUUUAAAUAAAUAAUAUAUCAUGUUAUGUUAAUCAAGGGAAUACAAUACAUUUCAAAAUUGGAAAUAAGAAAUUAGCGAAAUUUCAUAAUUAUAAUUUUAAUAUGGUCACAUAUUUUAUUUCCGACAACUGUUACAGCAUGGGGCCAACUUGUACCAUAAAAUUAUUUAGAUAUAUGUGUAUAUAAGUAUAACAUUUUUUAUAUGAAUAAUAUUCCACAUAUCACAUUUUAGUUGUGUAUAAAUCCAAUCGUUUAAAUGUCAUUAGGGAAUGGUAUUUAUAAAAUGCUCCAAAGAACGCAAUUUAUGGCAACUACAGUAAAAAGGCAAGUUUCAUCAGCCCGCUCAACGUUGAAGGAUUCACAUUACAUCACAAAACAUUUUGAAGAAAUCUCUAUUCCAGUUCCCUGGGGUCAUCUUAAGGGAAAAUGGUUUGGAACUAAAAAUGUUAGACCAAUUUUAGGACUACACGGAUGGCAGGACAACGCAGGAACUUACGACACAUUAGCACCACUAUUAUCUAAUAAUAUUGGGUUUUUAUCAAUGGAUUUACCUGGUCAUGGCCAUUCUUCGUGGUUGCCAUUGGGCAUUACCUACCACUCCAUUGAUUUCGUGUCCUUAUUGUUGCGAAUUAUGGAUUAUUUUAAAUGGGAUAAAAUCUCCAUGAUUUGCCAUUCCAUGAGUUCCAUAAAUGGGUUUGUAUUUAGCGCACUUUUUCCUGAAAAGGUUGAUAUGAUGGUUGGAUUGGAUGGUCUUAAACCAUUAGCUCGAAGUAGUGAAAAAGUAGUAGAUUAUUAUAAAGAUAGUAUGAAGAAUAUAAUUAUGUAUGACGAUCGCAUAAACAAAUUGGAGCCACCUUGUUAUGAAUGGAAUGAACUGGUGGAGCGUUUACAUAAUGGUACAAAUAAAUCUGUAAAUAGAGAAGCUUGUAAAUUUUUAUUAAAACGAGCAAUACGACCAUCUAAACAUGAUUCUCAAAAGUAUUACUUUGCAAGAGAUAGCAGAUUAAAGAAAAAACAUUUUUACACUUUUAGCGAGGACGUACCUUUAGAAAUGGCACGCCGUAUAAAUUGUCCCUAUAUGUUUAUAAAAGCCUCACAAAGUCCUUAUUACGAAUCACGUAAACAUUUUGAUACAACAUUGGAAGUUAUGAAGCAAAACCCUCAUUUUGAGUUUUAUGAAGUGGAAGGAUCACACCACGUUCAUUUAAAUGAUCCAAUGAAAGUUGCUCCAAUAAUAAAUUCAUUCAUACGUAAAUGGCGUUCAUCUUGAACUCGGCUAUUUUUGUUAUCAAUAAGUUAUAAAACAAUUGUAAAAAGUUCUGAUUUUAAUUCUGAUUAAAUACUUAGAAUAUAA
Molecule: messenger RNA, 1428 nt
Organism: Zeugodacus cucurbitae (melon fly)
Lineage: Eukaryota; Metazoa; Arthropoda; Insecta; Diptera; Tephritidae
Product: probable serine hydrolase
Exons: 3
Coding region: 331-1344 (337 amino acids)
Source: RefSeq, a predicted model, not a curated record